AUGAAGAACAUUGCCGUCAAAAGGAUUAGCAAGGAUCUUAGGCUCCUUGUUGAGGAUGUUCACGCAUGUAGUGAAGCCAAGAGCACUCAUGGUACAGAAUCUGCUGUUAUUGUUGCUGUUGAUGCGGAUAGCACCUAUACCUGGACGCUGAAAGUGAAAGCUCCCACUGAUAGCAUCUACGGUGGCGCUGACAGCGUAUACCAACUUUCGGUACUUUUUUCCGAAGACUAUCCACAUGAGCCACCAAUGGUGCGUUUUGUUACCGCAAUAUACAGCCCCUUGGUGACAAAAGAAGGCGGAAUUUGUGAUCGGAUGGUUCGCAUCAACUGGACUCCUGACCAACAUGUCUCUGACGCCAUACAUCUUGUCUUGGAUAGCGUGUUUUCUCAAUACAAGAACUGCCAUGAAAAUGAUGUCUACCCUGAGGCACGUUAUUGUUUAGAUAAUUAUCCACAGGAAUUUGCUGAAAGAGUACGGCGGGGUCAUUGA
Molecule: messenger RNA, 489 nt
Organism: Trypanosoma rangeli
Lineage: Eukaryota; Euglenozoa; Kinetoplastea; Trypanosomatida; Trypanosomatidae
Product: ubiquitin-conjugating enzyme E2
Exons: 1
Coding region: 1-489 (162 amino acids)
Source: RefSeq, a predicted model, not a curated record